Aspergillus niger is the source of this 2883-nucleotide messenger RNA. RefSeq lists its product as uncharacterized. The record is from RefSeq and is a predicted model, not a curated record. NCBI's taxonomy places the organism in Eukaryota, Fungi, Ascomycota, Eurotiomycetes, Eurotiales, Aspergillaceae. The transcript has a single exon. Gene Ontology annotation, molecular function: magnesium ion binding; terpene synthase activity. Gene Ontology annotation, biological process: diterpenoid biosynthetic process. Bases 1 to 2883 code for a protein of 960 amino acids.
AUGACUGUUGUGAAAAAAAUAAAGCUGAGCUCAGAGCCACAGGACGUGGUAACAAGAGCUCAGCAUCUGGUGACAGGCAUUGCGAAAGGGUGCCAGAACCAAACUGGCUUUGGGGGGUUCAGCAUUUCCCUAUACGACACGGCAUGGUUAUCGAUGGUCACCAAGAAAGAUCAGAAUGGUGUCCAGCAUUGGCUCUUUCCAGAGUCAUUCCAAUAUGUACUUCGUCAGCAAGGCAAAGAUGGAUGCUGGGGACCUCAGGUUACUCUCCUUGAUACUAUACUUUGUACUAUGGCAUGUCUCCUUUCCCUAUUAGCCCACCGCUCCUCGCCGCUGAGUGACCAAAAUGGAGAUUACCAACACGAAGCCAAACUCCUCGAUUCACGCAUCUCGCGCGCGGAAAUUGCUUUACAACAGGCACUGCAGCAGUGGGAUGUCGCCUCCACUCUUCAAGUCGGGUCAGAAGUUUUAGUACCUAGCCUUCUACAGCAACUUUCUCGCCACGGAAUUGAACUACAGUUUCCUGGAAAGCAAGACUUAAUGAAGCUCCGCGAGAAAAAGCUGGCUAAAUUUCAGCCUGGCAUGGUUACGUCUAAGCGUCAGACGACCUUGUUACAUUCCCUCGAAGGGUUGAUCGGAGCCGUUGAGUUCGACGAGCUCGCUCAUCAUUGUACCGAGUACGGGGGUAUGCUGGGUUCUCCAGCCUCCACUGCCGCUUACCUGAUCUACUCUUCCACCUGGGAUGAUGCUGCAGAAAAGUACCUUCGACGAAUCGUGGGACACUAUGGUUCAUGUGGCGGGGUUCCUAGCGGAUUCCCAACCCCGAUUUUUGAAACCUCAUGGGUUAUCUCCACGCUCCUGGACAAUGGCUUCCAGAUCACAGACUUUGCUAGAGAAGAUAUACAGACUAUUACGACAUACCUGAGCCAGCUGCUCACCAAGCAGCAAGGAACACUGGGGUUUGCACCGGGCUUUGUGCCUGACGCCGAUGACACUGCGCGGGCUCUUCUCACACAGGCGCUUUGUGAGAUCGACAUGGAUCCAGCACCACUUAUCCACAGUUUCGAGGCCAUCAACCACUUCAAGACCUACGAGCUUGAGCGCAAUUCCAGCUUCAGCGCCAACGCGAAUGUCUUGUUGGCCCUGUUAUUUGCACCUGACAGCGCACGGUACUCAGCGCAGAUCCGAAAAGCAAUGGAAUUUAUGCUGAGGGAAUGGAAUUCCGGAAUUCUGCGAGACAAAUGGAACCUGGCCUCAGAGUAUAGCGAGAUGCUUUUCGCCCAUGCGUUGGUCCGUUUCCUUCAUGUCCGAGGUCAGGGGAUUUUGUCCUCCUUGCCAUCAGAGCUGGCGGAAUCACGCGUCCCAAUUGCUCUCUGUCAGCUUCUCUCUCGAGCAGUACGAGAUCAGUCGGAGAAUGGUUCCUGGAGGGGAUCUGCGGAGAGAACAGCAUACAGAAUCCUCCUCCUCGCCCAUGGGUUGAAGCUACCGUGGCCGCAAGAUGUGCGGCAGCUAGUGUUAGAUUCCAUUCGCAAAGGAAGGGACUACCUGGCCUCCCAUACCGAUGAUUGGACGGAUGGUGACUAUAUAUGGAUUGAGAAAGUGACAUAUAAGUUGCCAAUUCUGGCCGAGACAUAUAUUCUGGCGGCUAUGAAGAUACCCCUCGAUCAACAACACACAUGGACCUCCGAGCUGUUGCAAGUAUUUGAUUUUCCCAAGAAGAAGCUUCACGCGAUGUCUCUCUUCUUUAGUCAUAUCCCUGUCCUGCGAAACCCCUCCGAGAAAACGAUAUUGCUGGCUGUGAUUGAGGCUACUUUUUACACCCGUCGCCUGAGGGAGCAUCGUCUGGACAUUUUCCCCCGCGAUAACAUGGGCCUAACCCCAGACAAAUACCUGGAUUACAUCCCGUGCGCUUGGACGUGUGUUAAUAUUGUCUCUGGAUUCCCUCUCUCGGGGACUGUUCUUUGGGAGAUGAUGGUCAUCUCGUUACUCAACUAUCAGGUAGACGAGUAUAUGGAGUCGGUUGUUGCCCUUCUCGACCAGGAUCAGAUCAGCUCUUUGAACGCAUUAAUCGAAACAGAAUGCUCCCCUGGACUUCCUCCCAUCGAUUUGGAUGAUUCGGGCAAAGGCUGCUUUCAAUGUUCCAACAAGUCCGACAACAAUACCCCUAUCCUUGCGUCAGCACCCCUGAAAGGAACCAUCCCCGAAGUCCAGGCAGUAAUCCAAAAGUAUAUCCGUCACAUCCGACACCAUCCGUGCAUCUGCCGCUAUCCUGUCAACGCGCGCAAACUAGUUUUGCAUGAAUUGCGCCAAUUUCUCCGGGCCCACUUGGCCCAUAACGCCAACAACGCAGCAAUGCGAUGCAGCAGCAGUGGUAAAGACGGCGCUCGCCAGGGACAACAACAUGAGAUGUAUUUCGAUUGGGUCCGCACCACAGGUGCCACUGAUACCAGUUGCCUUUAUUCGUUUGCCUUCUUUUGUUGUCUAAUCAGUCGGGAUUCGUCGUUCUGCCUUGUCUCCCCCCAACAAGGAUACCUUGGGCGAGCCCUGGGAUUGCAUCUAGCCACCAUGUGCCGACAAUACAACGACUACGGGUCACAACAGCGAGAUGCGGAGGAACAGAAUCUCAACAGCCUCGAUUUCAGCGAAUUUACGACCCAGGAAGCAGAACCCGGGGCCUUGAACACCCGUCGCCAGCGGGAGGCGCUGAUGGAGAUCGCGGAAUUUGAGAGAGCCUGUAUGGAGCUAUCUUUCGAGAAGCUGUCAAAUACACUGGACUUGGCAACUUCUGGCAUGAUCAAGGCCUUCAUUGAUGUGACAGAUUUGUUCGGCCAGAUGUAUGUGAUCCAGGAUAUUGCCAGUCGGAUUCAGCCGCCAAAGUCGUCCUGA